This is a messenger RNA of Trypanosoma conorhini, 609 nucleotides long. RefSeq lists its product as uncharacterized. The record is from RefSeq and is a predicted model, not a curated record. Lineage: Eukaryota; Euglenozoa; Kinetoplastea; Trypanosomatida; Trypanosomatidae. The transcript has a single exon. The coding region runs from base 1 to 609 and encodes 202 amino acids.
AUGCAUAGUGCGGCGGUGGAAUCGUGCCUCGCCCAUGCCUGUGAGCGAAGGGCGGAGGCGGUCCUGUGCUUGGCGGAGGAGGCCGAGUGCGGUCCGCUGCGCCAGCGGUGGGAUGAGUUGCCGCUCUUUUUUCGUAUUCUCGUGACGGCGUACCUGGUGCGGAACGACGUGGUCAACGCGACGUGGGCGGUGCGGCGGUGGGAGCGGCUGCCUGCGCACGGCGACCGGCAGGCGGAGGGCUACGGGUGCGCGUUGCUGGGGCGGGUGGCCCGCCUCUGCGGCCGCUGCGCGUACGGGGAGGCGUUCCGGGAGGUGUUGGGGGCAGUUGGCGGUGGGGCGGAAGGGUGCGGCGUGGAGCACCUCAGGUGCUGGCUGCUCGACUACCUGGCGGCGCGGCACGUCCACCAGCGACGGACGUUUUACGGCGACUCCGGCGCCUUGGUGCAGCUUGCGGCGGGCCUUGGCGUGCCGGCCUCCGAGUUGGAGGCGCGGCUGCAGCGUGUUCGCGGGGACGAACUGCGGCACAUUGAGUGUGGGUUAUCGGACGGUCCGUGCGAGCAGACGCGCGAGACGCUGUGCUGCAUGGUGCGGGCCGGAAAAGCUGUUUAG